Messenger RNA from Glycine soja, 729 nucleotides. RefSeq names its product photosystem I subunit O-like. The transcript has 4 exons. The coding region runs from base 108 to 530 and encodes 140 amino acids. The record is from RefSeq and is a predicted model, not a curated record. NCBI's taxonomy places the organism in Eukaryota, Viridiplantae, Streptophyta, Magnoliopsida, Fabales, Fabaceae.
ACUCAAUGGAGUCCAUUUGGUAGAAAACAACAAAAAUAAUAUCAAGAAUAGGAACCCAAAAACUACCAUAGCCACUACUGAUUCAGAAACUCUUAGGCAUAGCGAAAAUGACAACCACCUUCGCGACCGUCGCAGGACUCGGUGGUGCAUCACUGUCAUCCACCUCAUCUCGUCUCACCUCAGGGUUUGUGAAAUCGCCAGUGAGUGCUAGGAAUCCCUUGAGGCAAGCUGUGGCAAUGGGAAAUGGGAGGGUUACAUGCUUCGAGAGGAAUUGGCUGCGGGCAGAUUACAGUGUGAUUGGGUUUGGGUUGAUUGGUUGGCUAGCACCCUCAAGCGUACCGGCUAUCAACGGUAAAAGUCUGACUGGCCUCUUCUUUGAGAGCAUUGGAGCUGAGCUUGCUCACUUCCCCACCCCUCCUGCCCUUACUUCAUCCUUUUGGUUAUGGCUGGUUACGUGGCACCUUGGCUUGUUCAUCUGCCUCACUUUUGGGCAAAUUGGAUUCAAGGGAAGGACUGAAGAGUACUUUUGAAUUCCAAACUUAUGGUAUGCUUUUGCUUUCUCUUUUUUUCUUCAUUCCCUUUUGUGCCUUGCAAUCUAUAAUGUAUAACUCUAUGCUACCUUUUUCCUUCUUACUAGGAGAAAUCUGUGUAAUAUCGCCUUCAUAAUGUUGUAUAUUAUUAUUGUUGUACUUGCUCCUCAUCAAUGUCCCAACUUCUAGUCCUGCAAAA